UUAGCUGCUCUGAUGCCAUCUGAUCGACCAGUGUGGCGUGAUCAAGCAGAUAGAUAGAUCGCAGUGCUGGAACCAAAUGGAUAUCAAAAUCCCUAAAAUAGCUCCGUCGGCUCUAUAAAUGGUGACAUAUCCUCAGAGCUUCUCUUCCAUCCCUCUCUCUCUCUCUCUCUGAAGCAAGGGCACAACGCCUUCACUUCUUCUUUUUCUAGAAAUGGCGAGAAUCUCCGUUUCUCUUUUGGGGAUUCUGGUCAUAUGUUUCUGGGCAGCCGUUGCAGAAGCAGAAUACUUGAAGUAUAAAGAUCCGAAGCAGCCAAUCAAUGUUCGGAUUAAGGACCUGUUAAGUCGUAUGACUCUAGAGGAGAAGAUUGGCCAAAUGUCUCAGAUUGAGAGGAAGGUUGCUUCAGCUGAAGCGAUGAAGAAGUACUUUAUCGGGAGUGUUUUGAGUGGUGGAGGGAGUGUUCCGGCAGAAAAGGCAUCUGCGCAGACCUGGAUUAAGAUGGCAAAUGAUAUCCAAAAAGGUGCACUAUCAACCCGUCUUGGGAUCCCAAUGAUUUAUGGAAUUGAUGCUGUCCAUGGUCACAAUAAUGUCUACAAAGCAACAAUUUUUCCACACAAUGUUGGUCUUGGAGCUACAAGGGAUCCUCAAUUAGUCAAGAAAAUUGGAGCUGCCACAGCUCUUGAAGUCCGGGCUACCGGCCUCCAGUAUGCUUUUGCGCCAUGUAUCGCGGUUUGUAGAGAUCCAAGAUGGGGUAGAUGCUAUGAAAGCUACAGCGAAGAUCACAGGAUUGUUCAAGCAAUGACUGAGAUCAUACCUGGAUUACAAGGAGAUAUCCCUGCUAAUUCUCCAAAGGGUGUUCCCUAUGUGUCUGGCAAAACAAAGGUUGCAGCUUGUGCUAAGCACUAUGUGGGUGAUGGUGGAACAACCAAAGGCAUCAAUGAGAAUAACACCCUCAUAAACAGGCAUGGAUUGCUAAGCAUCCAUAUGCCUGGAUACUACAAUGCAAUUAUCAAGGGCGUAUCAACCGUGAUGGUCUCCUACUCGAGCUGGAAUGGGAUAAAAAUGCAUGCCAACAAAGAGCUUGUCACUGAUUUCCUUAAGAACAAAUUGCGAUUUAGGGGUUUUGUCAUAUCAGAUUGGCAGGGUAUUGAUCGGAUCACUAGUCCACCUCAUGCUAACUAUACAUAUUCCAUUCUCGCAGGAGUCAGCGCUGGCAUUGACAUGAUCAUGAUUCCUGAGGUCUAUACUGAAUUCAUUGAUGAUCUGACAUCCUUGGUAAAGAAUAAUUUCAUUCCCAUGAGCCGAAUUGAUGAUGCAGUGAAGCGGAUCUUGCGUGUGAAGUUUACAAUGGGUCUAUUUGAAAACCCAUAUGCUGAUGAUAGCCUUGUAGACCAGCUAGGAAGCCAGGAGCACAGAGAAUUGGCAAGGGAAGCUGUGAGAAAAAGUCUUGUACUGCUGAAGAAUGGUGAAUCAGCGGACGAGCCAGUGCUACCUCUUCCUAAGAAGGCAUCAAAAAUACUUGUUGCAGGAAGCCAUGCAGACAAUCUUGGUUAUCAGUGUGGUGGGUGGACAAUUACAUGGCAGGGACUUGGUGGAAAUGAUCUCACAACUGGCACCACAAUCCUCACUGCCAUAAAAAAUACGGUUGAUCCCUCAACUGAUGUGGUGUACAAAGAGAACCCUGAUACUGAAUUCGUGAAGUCAGGUGAAUUCUCCUAUGCCAUUGUUGUAGUAGGAGAACCACCGUACGCAGAGACAUUUGGGGACAGCAUGAAUUUGACAAUACUUGAACCUGGCCCCAGCACCAUCACAAGCGUAUGCGUGGCUGUGAAAUGCGUCGUUGUCCUCGUAACCGGCCGACCUGUUGUAAUUCAACCCCAUGUUUCGUCGUUGGACGCACUUGUUGCUGCUUGGCUUCCGGGAAGUGAAGGCCAAGGCGUGGCCGAUGUUCUCUUCGGUAAUUUUGGUUUCACUGGCAAGCUUGCUCGGACUUGGUUCAAAACUGUGGAUCAGCUCCCCAUGAAUGUUGGAGAUCCGCACUAUGACCCUCUCUUCCCAUUUGGAUUUGGACUCACCACGGAACCUAGCAAGGCCGCAUAGGGGAGUAGUAAUCGUAGGUGGAGAUUUAGGUAGCCUCGUGUGCAUUUUUAGCACUUAAUUCAUCGUUUUGUCAAAAAAAAAAAAAAUGUAAUAAUCCCCGCCUCAGUGGGAUUUUGUUAUGUCGGUGAAAACUUGUUAAUUGGGAAGGUCAUAUAUGUUUUAUAAUUCCAUGAAUUUGGGAAUUUGCGUUUUAA
This is a messenger RNA of Diospyros lotus (date-plum), 2292 nucleotides long. RefSeq lists its product as uncharacterized. The record is from RefSeq and is a predicted model, not a curated record. Gene Ontology annotation, biological process: glucan catabolic process. Lineage: Eukaryota; Viridiplantae; Streptophyta; Magnoliopsida; Ericales; Ebenaceae. Bases 212 to 2098 code for a protein of 628 amino acids. Gene Ontology annotation, molecular function: beta-glucosidase activity. The transcript has 10 exons.